AUGCGGACGAUCGGUUCGUCGGGUGGUACAACAACGCGCCUCAACGUGACGAGAUGCAGCAACCCUUCGAAAACCCAGGCCGAAACCGUCCAAAGUGAUCGUUCACCGUUGCACAAAGAGCCAGCCCGCCAAUGGGCCCUUCUAGCCACGGUGCUCGUGCUCAUCUUCGGUGCCAAGCUCACCCACGAGACGGCGGCCGGUGAGAUCGUGAUCUGUAACUACGAAAAGUUUCACCUGUUCGACAGCAUGUACCGCCCGCGGACGGACAACUUUUGCGUGUUCAACGACGUGUACCUCGGUGCGGACCCGAAGGGGGCCGAUUUUCUUGCCUCCAGCCUCGACUACAAGCGGGUCGCGUUUGCAAACUCCAAGUUCGCGCAGGUACCACCGUCGCUGUUCAAGAACUUCGACGACAUCCGGGAGCUGUACGUGCGCCGGUGCUCGCUCGAGGCGCUUAAGGUGACGCGCCAGCUCGAGCGGGUUUACGCCGGCGGCAAUCGGAUCGCGAGCGUCCAGCUGGAUGGGAACGCGUCGAACAGCUUGCGCGAGCUGUACCUGGACGGGAACCGGCUGCAGGGGUUGGCCAACCUUACGAAUCUGCCCGCGCUGGAGGUGCUGGUGCUCGAGAACAACCCGCUGCUGGGGAACGUGGAUUUGGUGCAGUUCGCGCGCAUGGAGCACCUCUGGAAGCUGGAUCUCGAGCGCAUCGGGAUGGGCCGGUUACGGAACGGGUUGACACGCCCGUUGGCGGAACUCCGGCGGCUUGAUCUUUCGAAUAACGCGCUUACGUACGUGCACGUGCGCAUGUUCCGGACGUUCCCAGCCCUCGAGCACCUUUGGCUGCACGGGAAUCGGUUGUACUUCAUGGAGACGGAUCAGGUGCGUGAGUUUAUGCCCACUGUGCGGGCGAUCGUGAUCGACGAUAACUACUGGGGGUGUGGACAUUUGGGUGCACUUGGGAAGCAUCUCCGACGGGAGGGUAUCGUGAUACGGCAUGGAGAUUGUCGGACGGGGCGGGCCGAGUUCCGGGUGUGUUGUUCCGAGGAGACGGACUUGGUUGACACGCGGUACCUCAUCGAGAUGGACAUCCGGCGGGAGGUUCGGUUUGAGCGGGACGUGCACGAGCUGCGAGCGGAGAAUGAUUUUUUGCGGCAGGAUGUCGAGCGUUUGCGUGGCCAGUUGCAGGAGUUGAUGGUUAAUCUGACGGCGGGUGAUCGAGUGGGACCACAGGAGCCCACUAGCAGGGAGCAGGAUAGCUCGGAAAGACCUUCCGCUUCCUUCGAGGAGUACACCGAUGGGACGUAG
Messenger RNA from Anopheles nili, 1305 nucleotides. Its product is annotated as vasorin-like. NCBI's taxonomy places the organism in Eukaryota, Metazoa, Arthropoda, Insecta, Diptera, Culicidae. The transcript has a single exon. The record is from RefSeq and is a predicted model, not a curated record. The coding region runs from base 1 to 1305 and encodes 434 amino acids. Gene Ontology annotation, molecular function: protein binding.